Molecule: messenger RNA, 650 nt
Organism: Phyllotreta striolata
Lineage: Eukaryota; Metazoa; Arthropoda; Insecta; Coleoptera; Chrysomelidae
Source: the annotation of a GenBank genome assembly
CGAAGAGUAAGAGGCCUUACAAAUGUCAACCUCAAUAUUUCUUCUGUAAACAUAUUUUUUUAAUAAUCAAAAGGAUGUUUUAGAAUUGUAAAAUGGACACUGAGGAAUCAAAUACGGAAAAUAAUAAUAAAAUAUUGAACGUAGAAGACCUCAACAUUGAAAUAUUGCCUGUAAUCUACGAUAUUAUUAAAAGUGUCGAAAAGGACAACCACCACGAUAAUACAGCGAAAACGAGGGAUUCCCAGGACUGUUCUCAAAAAGUAUUAGAGCUACAGAAGCGUUUAGAUCAAGCCAGGACUGAGAUUCGCAUGCUACCGGGCAUAGAUUUCAGUAAAGAACAACAACUCAAUCACCUGGAAGCGUUGAAAACCCAAUUGAGGCUCAAGCAAGAACUCGUACAGAAGUACCGUUACAUAAUACUAGCCAACAACGAGCAACUGGUACAGAGGCUCAGCGAAUCGUAUCCGAUGCGCCGAGCAGCCCAACUAGUAGUUAGGUUAAUGUACAGCGGCAAAAAUUUCAUAGAAGAACAGAAACUGCAGGGAAGACUGACGCCCGAGCAAUUCAGAGCUUUGAUGAGGGACGUCGCCUCGAACUUCCAAAAUCAAAUAAAACAAGCUCAAGAGAACUUACGCAAGAAAAUGAAAUAG